Macrosiphum euphorbiae (potato aphid) is the source of this 1275-nucleotide messenger RNA. The record is from the annotation of a GenBank genome assembly. NCBI's taxonomy places the organism in Eukaryota, Metazoa, Arthropoda, Insecta, Hemiptera, Aphididae.
AUGGAAGGGCAAUAUUUAAAAAAUCUAGAAAUUGCAUUAAAAAAUAAAAAUGUUAAUAGUACAUAUUUAACUAAAACUAAAUACGAUGAAUUAAUAUCUGAAGUAAAACAACUUAAACUGAAAUCAAGAGGCCAUAAACUUUUGAAAAAAUAUGAUGUAAUAACAGUAUCUGACAUGGAAAAAUUAAUUGUUCCAGUGAGUAAUGAAGGUAAUGAUCUUAAGUACUAUGUUUUUAAUGAAGAAUUAUUUAAUAUUAUUCAUGAUACUCAUUUAACUAUCGGUCAUGGUGGACGAAACCGUAUGGAAUAUGAGCUUAAUAAAAAAUAUAAAAACAUUACAAGAGAAUCAAUUAUGUUAUAUUUAAAUCUAUGCAUAUCUGUAAAUAAAAUAAUAAACGAAUUAUGUAAUAUGUGGGAAGAUUUAAAAAUUGUACACGGAAAACCGAGACAUUCGCAAAGUCAAGGGUCCGUCGAAAGAGCCAAUCAAGAUGUGGAAAACAUACUUGCCACUUGGUUACAAGACAAUAAAACAAAAAAAUGGAGUGAAGGACUAAAAUUUGUCCAAUUGAUGAAAAAUCGAUCGUUACAUCAUGGAAUAAAAUGCAGUCCAUAUGAAGCAAUGUUUGGAUGUAGCGCUAAAAUUGGAUUAAAAUCAUCGGUACUUCCAAUAUCAAUAAUUAAUAAAUUAAAAACUGAAGAAGAUUUAGAGGCAGCUAUUACAUCCAUGAAUACUGGUGAUCAUUGUGAAGUUGAUGAAACAUUGAUUGAAGAAAAAAAUGAAGAAGAAAAAAUAGAUAAUAGAAUAAAUAAAAUAACUGCUGUAAGAACAGAGUCAGUCGUAAAUUUAAAAACUCAAGCUAAUCGAAUGAAAGAAGCAUCCGAAAAAAGAUUUUGUGAGGCAAAAGUGGGUGAAACCGUCAAAAUCAAAAUACCUGAUGUAGACAGAGCUCGCAGCGACCUUCGUUGUAUUCUUGGAGUUAUUCUAGCAGUUCAUGACGAUAACUAUAAGAUAGGAACUACCGAAGGAAAGUUGGAACACACAUAUAGUCGUAACCAGUUUACUAUGUGCAAAGAAAAAUUGGUUACUGUAGAGGAGGUGCCUGAUCUAACAAUUACAUUACGAGAAGCAGCGAGGAAAUAUUCAAAUUUAGGAGGACAGGGGUAUGAUAGGUGUAAUUGUACCCAACAAUGUUCAAAUAAAAAAUGUAAAUGUAAAGCGGCAGGGAAAAAAUGCAAUUCAAAAUGCCAUUCUAAUAAUAAUUGCAAAAAUAAAUAA